Messenger RNA from Polypterus senegalus (gray bichir), 5648 nucleotides. RefSeq names its product G-protein coupled receptor family C group 6 member A-like. Gene Ontology annotation, molecular function: G protein-coupled receptor activity. Gene Ontology annotation, biological process: G protein-coupled receptor signaling pathway. The record is from RefSeq and is a predicted model, not a curated record. Gene Ontology annotation, cellular component: membrane. Bases 1488 to 2894 code for a protein of 468 amino acids. The transcript has 7 exons. NCBI's taxonomy places the organism in Eukaryota, Metazoa, Chordata, Cladistia, Polypteriformes, Polypteridae.
CCAUCACAGCUUCUACUUCUACUUUCAACACAGCUGGACUUGAGUACACAGAAGACGCUUCAUGUUGUAUGGGGUUCCUAUAAAGGGAAGGUUAACCGAACAUUAAGGGAGGAAUACAAUUUGUGAGAUACUAACUGCAUGGCCAAUCUCUGGAAGUGAUUUGAGGAGGGUCAGAAAACACAACAACAAGAGAGACCAUCACGACGUUGACAGUGCGUUAGCACCCGCUGAGGCUUUCAAAAUGCAAUCCAUAUCACCCAUUUUUAUUGUCUUCAUACUGAGAUUUGUUUCCAUGAGUCUGGAGCAAGAAAGUCCACCGUGUGUGUUAGAUCAAGAAGGAGACAUAUAUAUAAUUGGGACGUUUCCUGUUUGCACCGGUUACAAUAAAAAAUUUGGAUAGACAGCAGUGAUUUCUUAUUUAAAGCUGAUGCCACAUUAAUCAGGAAAGCACUUGAGGAUCUUUCAUUAAAACAAAACUGGAAUGUCAUUGCGACUACUUAUGAAGUACCCAGCAUUCACAUAGAAUUGCAGAAUGAAAAUAGCUCAGUUUACUGCAGUGACAGUUCGCUUACAAUCAUUUUGUUUGACUUUGAAAAAGUCAAAGCAAAAGAUAAAAUCAUGAUGUCUAAUGCUAAUGCUACAUUGUAUGUUGGAAGGAUUGAAGACUUUAUGUCGCUAAUCAGUGAAUUUAAAAACACAAACAAAAUAUUUAUAUUCUGUUGUUUAACAGACAAAACUGAUCUGAUGGUGUAUAAUAAUUUACAGAACAAUAUAAACUUAAGUGGCACAAUUCUGAUGUACCGUGGCUAUCAAUUUCCAGAUGGUUUUGACGAUUUCUUUAAGGUAGGCCACUUAUCCAAAAUAUAACCUGUUUUCUUUUUUGGUAUGAUUGCAUUGGCCAGUGGUUCCUUUCACGUGUUAUAGUGCUAUGAAGCUCGCCUUUGCUAUAUGUUUUGUGCAUUUGUCCAAGUUCGAAAGUUGAUUUCAAGAGGAUUCAUUUGGACACUUGGAGUAAAUACCAGGAUCAGUUAAAACAAGAUUAGAAUGUUAUUGUCUUUACUAAAAUGAAUGGUAAAGUAUUGAGUACAAAGUUAAAAUACAUGUAUGCAAAGGUAAGUAAUCUAAAAAAAAUAAAAACUGUAAACAUUUAAAUGGUAAAUUGCUUUUUACAAAGACAUUUAGACACACUGCAAGCAUAACCUCUGAAGGGCUUCUUUCUCUUUUAUUCUCCAACUCCAUGAUCACAUGACUGUGUAUUGUAAGCAUUGUCUAACAACACAACAAGAUUGGCAGAACUAGAGGUAUAUUAAAGGAAGAGCCAAGAGUGGAGCUCCGGCUUAUAACUGCCAUUUGUGGACUGUGUUUCUUUUGUAUUUGUUAGCCCGAUUUUAAUAUCUAGCUGUGAAAUACGUAAUGCUAAGUACAUGUGCUGCUAUUUAUAAAAAUUCACAAAAACCCUAAGUCUUGUAAUAAUUCUACUUCUAUAAAUGUUCCUGCUGUCUCCUCAGAAGACUGAUCUAUACUCUGCAAGCUCUUCUGUAAUUGGCAAUUACAAGACCGAAAUUCCUCACUGUCAGAAUGCUUGGCAACGCUACAAUGAGUUUAAUCAAUUAGACUUGAUGUGGUCUCUUCAGAUAUUCUAUUUUGCCAGGCACAUUUAUGAAACGUUUAACAGCACAUGUGUGAAGGACUUGAAGAAGUAUCAGAAUUCCCUCUUCGUGAAUACAUCAGAUGAUAUCAGAAAAAACUUCUGCAACAAUAUUGUAAACUUUCAAGAUGUGAUAUCGGCUGGGAGUUUCUACAAAGCUUAUUAUGUAGAAGGAUACGGACCAAAUAAUACACUGAUCUGUUCUGAUGAAUUCAAUCUAACCCAGCACCCAUCUAAAUGCCAAACCACUUGCCUGCCUUCACAUAAGAAAGUGAGAUUGGGAUCCUGUUGUGUUAAUUGUUAUGAAUGUGAGAAAGGAACUUUCAGCAAUGGAACAGACUGCCUCCCUCUCUCUGUAGUUCCUGAAGUGUUGAUCUCCAUCCUGUCUCCAGCCGGCAUUCUCCUGUGUGUUGGGGCCUUGUGUGUCUUUCUAAAAAAUGCUGACACCCCCAUUGUGAAAAGUUCUGGAGGGAAGAUCUUCUACUGUUACCUGGCAGGCCACAUCAUCACUUUCUUUAGCUCUUUCUUAUUCGUUGGUCAGCCAUCAGAUGGCACAUGUCGGGUGGGCCUGCCUCUGUCCGCUCUGGGGUUUUCCCUCUGCCUCUCCAGUAUGUUAGCCAGGACUUGUAAAAUAAUGUUUGCCUUCUCCAACACUGUGGAAAGGCCAACCAAAUUCCAGCAGCACUUCUAUAUCCUUGUAAUUGUGCUGGGUACUCUGGGAGAAGCUGUCAUUUGCUUCCUGUGGAUGUUUCUGGAUCCCCUCAAAUUAAUUUACCUGCCAGAAGGACAGACACUUACCAACAUGGUGUGUGACUGCGACAACAAGCACUGGUACUACCUUUGUCUGGGCUACCUUAUCGUACUGUAUUUGGCCUCAUGGGGCCUCGACAUUAAAAGUCAGUCUCUUCCUCCCACUUUUAGAGAGUCCCGCUCCACCUUCUUCAGUAUGAUGAUCUUUUUCAUUAUCUUGUGCAUUAUGCUGUUCAUAGUUGUGGCUAAUUACCAAGCAAUGCAGGCAGUGAUACUUGGGGUGUUUAUUGCUCUGUCUUCCUGGGGUAUCCUGAUUCAUUUCACUUUGCCCAAAAUCUUCAUUAUUCUGUGCAGACCACAGAAAAACAACCAGAAUUGGAUAACCUACAUCACUUUCGAAUACUGUCGUCAUGUCGCUUUCAAAGCUGACCUGAAAUUUGAAAUCCAGCAAGCAUCCACCUCUUUGCCAGAUAGUAUAACGUCCACUGGCGAAUAAAAUAUGACAAGUUAUGAGGUGUGAUCGGUAACACUUAGGACCAACAGGCCAGUUCUUAACAGAACUUCAUUUCAGUGCUACUGUAGUAGACUCAACAUUUUACAGGUCAGGGUUUGCAUUUUUGACUUCCUGAAAUUUAUAUUUAUCUUGACUGCAACUUUCCUUUUCUUUUGAUUUUAUAGAAUUACUGUGCUACCUAUGUAAGAAGGGUUGAAAUCUAAAUAAUCAACACUGUCUUCAUGUUUUUUAUUUGAUAUACUGAUUGUCCCUUUUGGUCUCGUAUAAUAAUACACAUCCAAUUCCUUUCUCUUGUGGUGGUUUUUCCUCUUUGGAUUGUUGGUUUUGGUUUUGUUGCUUCUUCUCUGUGUUGCCUGUCGAACUGACCGCUCUCGUAGUUAUAGUGUUUUGCCAAGAAAAUGCAGGGGUGAUCGUUACCACACUGAUCUGGAUUAGUGACUCUACCCUAGUCAUAUCGGGGCUUUGAAUCCCAGCCAGCACAUCAAUUUGUUAUUUUUACUCAUCCAUUGCCCACCAUGCAAAGUUAUCAGUCAUUAGCAUUACAGCUGUAAACGUCAUUCACAUGGCCUUGCUACACCAACUUGGAAAAUGUACACAUGGCAUAACAUUCUGGGGCGUUUGAGGGCUGUGCAGGCACUGUAGCCCUAAACAGACUGAGUUCAGUAGAUAGGUUCUAGAACCUUCUCAAUCCAUCUUAGGGCUUCAGGGGCCAAAGGUUAUCUCACCAAGACUGGACAGAAGACUGAAAACAGGCCUGGGCAAGACUUUAGUCUGUCACAAGGACCACUGUCACUUACAUUCACAUAAACACACACACAUACCCCAUAUUCACAAUAAGUGACGAUUUGCAAUUGCCAAAUAAAAAAAAGAAAUCUUUCUUGGCUUGAGCAUGUCUGGCUGUGGUAAUUUUCAUAAAAUGGGAUUAGCAAGACUAUUCAGUUAUGACAAAUGUUAAGGAAUAGCAGAAGUGAAAGGCAAACAUUAUGACAGCGAGUGACCAUUAUGAAUAUCAUUUGAAAAUGGAAGUCUGAUGGUAAAUUAUAGGGUGACCAGAUUUUCAAAGACCCAAUCUGGAACAUUUCUGUAGCAUGUUUCCCACACAUAAAGCCCAUCAUAAUUUGGUUAAUGCCUGCUUAUCCUCCUCAUCUACACUGGGGAAUCAGAGCAUAAAAAUAAAAAAACAAAAGAAAAAAAAAACACUUUUACAAAUAAACCCAAAGGAUUGUACACAGUGCUGGAGGUGGAAACAAAUAACUAGCAGAUCUCUUUCUCUUUUUAUCAGGUCGUUGGUUCUUCUCAUGUUGUUGUUCAAAUUUAACACAAGUUCUUAAUCAGACUUUUCCUCCAUGAUUUUUGACUGCACUAUUAUACAUAUAAUACAUGCAAGGGAUGGCAUGGAGGAUCCCUCUUGGAGUUUUGCAUGUGCUGUUCUUAAUGUUGUACAUUGUGAUGAUGUUUGUUUUAACAGAGCAAUAUUUUAUUAGAUGGACAGCCUGUUAAAACCAGGGCCAUGUGGUAUUGUAAUCUGCAGAUAAUGGUGCUGUGAGGUUGGUGUAGUGUAAGAUUAAUACUGUACUGAGUAUAAUGUUCAUUUACUCUUUAUUUAACCCCACACGAUACUUCCUUCAUAUCUGGAUAACCUUUGGUUUUCAUUACUUACAUUUUACACUUUUACAGUUAGGAGGAUCAUUUCACUUACUUGUUACAGCUUAAAGCAUCAGAAGAUGUGAAAUGCUGAUGCACUACUUCUCUUCUGUUUAUGGUCAAGCUGUUGAAAAGACUUCAUUAGGUGUAAACAACUUGGUGAUGCCAGCAGCCAGUGACAGUGACUUCACAGUCUGCCAGUGUUUCAUUAACUUGUAUUGGGGAUCUGUUUGCCAUUAAUAGUGUCUAUCAGAGGUGAAAAAGAGGAAAAUAUACAAAAUAUACAAGUAAAAUUGAAGCAAUACACUAGUUUAUGGUUGAAGUCACACAGAAUGUUGCUCUGUUUUAAGAUACACAAGUUCACAAAUUCAAAUGGGAGAUUUUAAAAUUUUAAAACUGUGUACAGUGAGAUCUGUUCACGAUAUCUCAAUGAAAAUCAAACUGUCCUUGAAGAAUAAAUGUGCUGCAUUUCAACAUAAUUCUAGGGGCCAAGUUGCUUCAUGCAGACAGACAGAUAUAUAAACAUGGCUAUCGCAAAAGGAUCUACAUGCAGCACAUACGAACACACCUAAACAGGUAACCUAACAUUCUCAAGCAAGUUUAAUACAAUUCAGGCUGGUCUAUCCCAACAGUAUCCAUUGAAAGAAAGGAGGGAAUCCUGGGUAGACUGCCAGUGACAUUUCAGGGUUUAGUCGAGUAAACACCCAUAUGGGGGCAGUUUAAAGUUGAUAAUUAACCUACAUAUCUUGGAGAAGUAGAAUGAAAACUGCAAUCUUGAGUAAAACCCAGGUGGACACAGAGGCAAAAGCCAUUGCAAUAAUCUGAACCUAAGACCAAGCAUAUCUGUUUUGCAACAAAUCUAUUAAAAAUGCUACAUAGAAUAAAGGUUGUUGGGUUUGAUAAUUAUCUAUACCUAUUUGUGACUGUUUGCUUAUUGUUGCAAUUUAGAAGAUUUUUUGGGUGUUUUAUACUGUAUAUCAUUAUGUACUUCAUUUUUUGUCUACAUAUCGAUUCAUAACCACACUCUUGAUAAUAUAUUUUAUUUUCUGUAUACCGUAUAUUUGUUUUACACCAAUAUAUUUUAUUGUUCUG